Lepus europaeus (European hare) is the source of this 2549-nucleotide messenger RNA. It is a transcript of the gene FRAT1, whose product is annotated as FRAT regulator of WNT signaling pathway 1. The transcript has a single exon. NCBI's taxonomy places the organism in Eukaryota, Metazoa, Chordata, Mammalia, Lagomorpha, Leporidae. Gene Ontology annotation, biological process: positive regulation of canonical Wnt signaling pathway. The coding region runs from base 94 to 957 and encodes 287 amino acids. Gene Ontology annotation, cellular component: cytoplasm. The record is from RefSeq and is a predicted model, not a curated record.
CCCACGCCGGGAUCAACCGCGGCCCACCCAACCCGCGGGCCGCCCAGUCGCCAAGCGACGCCUGCAGAGCUCCGGGUGCCCGGGCCGAAGGCCAUGCCGUGCCGGAGGGAGGAGGAAGAGGAAGCCGGCGAGGAAGCGGAGGGGGAGGAAGAAGAAGAAGAGGAGGAGGAGGAGGAGGAGGGCAGCUUCCUCCUGCUGGAGCAGUCGGUGACGCUGGGCGGUUCGGGCGAGGUGGAUCGGCUGGUGGCCCAGAUCGGCGAGACGCUGCAGCUGGACGCGGCGCAGGACAGCCCGGCCUCCCCGUGCGCGCCCCCGGGGCCGCCACAGCAGCAGCCCCUGCGGCCCCCGGCGGCGGUGCGGGCGGACAAGGCCCGGGCCCCCGGCGUGCCGCUGCUGCCGCCGCCCGCGUUAGCCGAGGCGGUGGGCCCGGCUCCCCCGGGUGCUGUUCGCUGCGCCCUCGGGGACCGCGGCCGCGUGCGAGGCCGGGCUGCGCCCUACUGCGUGGCCGAGCUGGCCGCGGGCUCCAGCGCGCUGUCUCCGCUGCCCCCUCAGCCCGGCCUUGAUGUUCCGCCGGGGGCCGGCAAGCAGGGCAUCCCGCAGCCGUUGUCAGGCCCGUGCCGGCGAGGAUGGCUCCGAGGCGCCGCCUCCUCCCGCCGCCUGCAGCAACGGCGCGGUUCCCAACCCGAAACCCGCACGAGCGACGACGACCCGCACCUGCUCCUGCAGCAACUCGUGCUCUCGGGAAACCUCAUCAAGGAGGCGGUGCGGAGGCUCCAUUCGCGAAGGCUGCAGUUGCGUGCCAAGCUUCCCCCGUGCCAGCUCCCGGGGCCGCUGUCCGCCCCGGCACAGGAGCCCCGCUCACCCCGAAGCCCCCGAGCGGCCUGCAGUGACCCAGGCGCGCCGCGGAGGAGGGCGCAGCUCCGAACUGGAGACGGUGUUCUGGUCCCUGGCAGCUAACAGCCAGGGUGGCCGCAGCGCCGGCCUCCGACUGGGAGGCCACGGGGCUCUCCGAGGGCUGCAUCCCUGCUCAGACUAGUGGGGAACUCGCUCCUUUUGAUGCAGAGAAAAUAAGCUGGUGCAGACGGAGAGCGAGUGUUUCCGCGGCCCCGAUCUGCUUGCAAUUCAGGACUCGGCCGGCGCUGCGGAAGGCAGAUUCUAGAGCGUACAUCCCACGCUCGCGGUCCGCAGGACUCCCAGUUGGCGGUGACCCGCGCAGCCCACGACCACGUGGCCGCGGCCCAAGCUUCUCGGGCCCGCAGAGCACGGAACGACUGUGGAGGACCGCAGUUACUUGCUUUACCUUUCCAGGGCUGGUUCCCGAUCCGCGCGCGACCUGGGCAGUUUCAGGCAGCACCCCAACCUGCCGGACUUGAAGAUUGUACGACACUUAGCAACCCCAGCGCGUGCCUUUCCGGGUGCUGGUUCUUAACAGAAACCACGUGGCCUCGGGAAAGGACCCUCCUGGGGUUGAGUGGGAGUAGCCUUCUCCUCUGCCUUCUCUUUGCAGCUGGCUGCCUUUUCCUGAGUGCACGGGGAAGCCGGUACACCACGUACACCACGGCAGGACGGCGGCGGGGGUGUUGGAGGUGGGAGGGUGGGGUGAGACGCGCAGGGACCCUCUGUCCUCUCUCGAAUGUGCUGCGACAGCCCGUCUGCCCCUCCUCGGGUUCAAGGUCACGGAGUUGCGGGGCUCCAGCUGUGCAGAGUGGCCGCGUUCUGCGGUUGCGCAGAGAGGGGCUCGCCGUUUGGCGAGAGCCAGAGGGUCCCGAGAACGCGGGCGUGGGCACUCGGGGACGUGCCGGGACCCACCGUCCCUGGUCGCGCCCCGGGGCCUCCACGGAAACUGCCCUGGGGGUGUGGCCCCGGGUCCCUCCUCGUCCCCCCUGCUUUGCUGUCCUACUCCAGCCGGUGGCCAUGGGGAUUCCGCGGCCUGAGCAGUGGAGAGCGAGGGGGCUAGGGAGACGCCACGUGACAGGCACUCCAGGGACGCACAGCCUCGCACAGCCGCUUGAAAUGGGCUCUCGGGGCCAUUUGCAAGAACGCUGCAAUUCCCGGGGUAGACGGAGUUGGUUUCCGCCCCCUGCCCCUCCCCCCAGCCGUGCCAGCUCGCCUUUGUAAGGGAAGGAAACCGAGUAGAAAAUGUGACCCUCCAAAUGGAGACGCUGCGGGCUCUGCCAUUGUGAUCGUGGGACGUGUUGGGAGCAUGCUGCUUACUCCCGGAGGGCGCCAAGACUGUUCUGUUGUUUUAGUUUCAUAAAGCGUCAAUGGCUUGUUCAUGUCCAGAUGUGGCUAUUGACGGAUCUACACUUCGCAGCGGAGUGUCUGGAAUCGUGGCUGUCCUGAUAUAGGAUUUUAACUUAACCGAAAUACCUGCUUUGAAUAAAUGUGUUGGGUUAUUAUUUUUGGGGGGUUGGGGGUGAUGAUUUUCUAUUAUACUUGCCAUCCGUGGGGAAGAUGUACAAAACACAUUUCUCUGAUCUCCAUAAACAUGAAAACACUUGAAAUCCCUGCCAGCCUGGCUUGCAGAUGGUAAUUAGAGCGCCUUUGUG